UACUAUGGAGAUGCAAGGAGUGGACAGGGUACUGCCCACGGUGAACGCUAGUCUAGUUUUGUAAUGUAGCGAGCGCAUUUGAGCGCUUCUCAUUUUAACGCGGAAACAUAGACAUUCUUGUAAAGGAUGCCGUUAUGCCUUGUUAUGAAGCAUUAAGGGAACUAAAUGAUGUGUGCGUUUUUUAUUGAUAGUUUUUAUCAAAAUUGGAGACUCAAGGUUUGUUUAUGUUCAAAAACCAGGAUUAUCAGGAGUAUCUUGAGUGUUUCAAAGCAGCUUUCUGAGGUCUGAAGACUGUUUCCAGCUGCAGAAAUGGCCACUGCACGCCUGGAUUACAUUGCUCCAUGGUGGACUUACUGGCUGCACAAUUUUCCUCACAUCAACCUGACAUUCGUCUACGUUGACAAUACUUUCAGACCUGAGGACGAAAAUUAUCAGCAGUCUCUGAUCCUGCUGGCCUGUGUGGGGGUGCUGGGCCUGGGCCUGAGCCUGCUGCUGUUGGCCAUCUACCUCAGCUGUUUGUGCUGCUGCCACAGGGAGGAGGAGGAGGACAGCAAGCGGCCCGACGCCUGCUGUGUCACCUGGGCUGCAGUCAUCACAGGCCUCAUCAUCUGCUCCGCCGUAGGAGUGGGUUUCUAUGGUAACAGUGAAACCAAUGAUGGGGUGUACCAGCUGACCUACUCCCUCUACAAUGCCAACCACACACUGGGUGGGAUCGACAGCCUGGUGGCCAGUUCUCUGGGCAGCAUGGAGACGGGGCUGAAGCAGCACCUGGACCGCUUGGGCGAGAUCUUCGCGGCGCGAGGGGACUUCAUCCAGGCUCUGCGCUUCAUGCAGCAGAUGGCCGACAACGUCGUCAGACAACUGACCAACCUGCCGGACGUAAGCAAGGCCAAGGUGGACCUGACCGCCCUUGCCGACCAGACAGGACACAUCGAGUACUACCGGUGGCUGACCUACCUGCUGCUGCUGAUCCUGGACCUGGUCAUCUGCCUGGUCACAUGCCUGGGCGUGGCCAAGCAGUCCCGCUGGCUUCUCGUCACGAUCAUGGUGUCUGGCUUCUUGACUCUGAUGCUGAGCUGGACAUCCCUGGGGAUGGGCACUGCCACAGCUGUGGGCACCAGCGACUUCUGUGUGUCUCCAGACAAGUUCAUUGCUAACCAGACUAAAGACUUCCUCAGUGCAGAUGUAGCUCACUACUAUCUGUACUGCAGUCCCAGUCUCCCCAACCCAUUCCAACAGUCGUUGACCAUCUACCAGAGGUCUCUGACCACCAUGCAGAUCCAGGUCCAGGGGCUGCUGCAGUUCUCUGUGGCUGUGUUCCCCACGGCAGAGAGAGACCUCCUGGGGAUCCAGCGGUUGUUGAACUCCACCGAGUUCAACUUGCAUCAGUUGACAGCCUUGCUGGACUGUCGUGGGUUACAUAAGGACUACCUAGAUGCCCUUAUGGGUGUGUGCUAUGAUGGGGUGGAAGGGCUCCUAUACCUCUGUCUGUUCUCCCUGCUGGCGGCCAGUGCCUUCUCUGCCAUGCUGUGUGCCACCCCCCGUGCCUGGACUCUCAUCACGAGCAGGGACAGGGACUAUGAUGACAUAGACGAGGAGGAUCCGUUCAACCCCCAGGCUCGCCGCAUGCCCUACAACCCCAGCCGGGCCCACAUCCACAGCUUCUGCAGCUACAGCAGUAGCCUGGGCAGCCAGACCAGCCUGCACCCGCCCCCUCAGGCCACCUCCACCAUCCCCUCCACCGAGUACAUGAACCAAUCCAUGCUGUACGGGGGGAACCCUCGCUAUGAGAACGUGCCUCUGAUCGGGAGAGGAUCCCCGCCCCCCUCGUAUUCACCCAGUAUGAGGACCACCUACCUAUCUAUGACUGAUGCCCAGAUCCGACACUUUGGGACUGACUUCCAGGUGUAGAUCUGUGCAUGCGGAUCACCACUCAGCGAGGGUCUGUCUGGGACUCACUGCAGAGGAGGCUGUGGUCUGAUCUGAGACUUCAGAGCUGGAGCUGGGACUUGUCACCUCGGGCUGUCAACAGUGCUCCUUACUCACAGGGCUCCCACAAGCCUGUCAUGUACCGUCAUCCUGGAUGUGAGGUGUCAAUCUUACCUCACAACUCCUAAGGCUGUUGAUUCCCUAGACAGUUGCUGCCAUUGCAUGUAAAAAAUAAAUAAAAAAAGAGGGCAUGUGUUAGAGGCAGAUGAAGAGACUGUGAAAGGAUAAUGAACCAAAAGAAUGAUGCUAGUAAUUUCACCUCCUGUGGAUGCGAGAAUAUUUGAAGGUAAGGAAACUCACUGAGAACAGAAGUAUGAUGUUGUUCUCAGUGCAUGCUCACAGUGAAACAAUGUUAUCUUGCCAACUCAGAGAAGACAGAGCUCUUAAAUGUAGAGGCCUUCCUUUUUUCCUUUGUGACACAACGGAUAAAACAGACAAUAGACUCCAUUUCGUUCAGAUACAUUUAUUCAUUGACAUCAAAUACUAUGAACAAGUAUGGAGGCUUGGGGUGUUAAGAAUGACUUGUGAUUAAUUAGUGAUUUGUAUAUGUUUUAAAAGCAAGCAUGCAGGUUUCUUCUGUAAUUAGCUGUUGAACUGUGAUGACAUUGUGCACCUGUUUCUCUGACUGAUCCCAGUCAAUGUGCCUCACUUUGUGAAGGUUGAGUAAUGGAAUAUUCAACACAGUAAUGCUGUGCAUUGGCAUGUUAACCUUUAGCUGGAUGAAAUGGACACACUCAAAAAAGAAAAGAUGGUGAAGUAUUGGCAUGGAUUCAGAUCGACGUUGGAAAAUAUAAGGAGGGAACAUAUUUAAAAUGUUUAGAUAAUUUUUUCAACUGUUACCAUUCCAUGCCAUGUUCAAUAACUGGAUAUGCAUACAAAUAUACUGUAUGCUAACUGAUUAAAGUAUUUAUCUUAUCACAGACCACUGAGCAGGUAGAAUGUGGCACAUUAGCAGAUAAAAUCAAAGGCACCCAACAGCUGAGGUGUUGUACAGUCUGUAUUCUUGGUGACACUCUUUCUUCCUGAAAUUGGCAACUGCUUAAAUGUACAUUUGAUGAAGUAAUAGAACAAAGUGUUGUGUGCAUAAAAUGAAUGA
This is a messenger RNA of Hypomesus transpacificus, 3085 nucleotides long. RefSeq names its product tweety homolog 2, like (gene ttyh2l). Gene Ontology annotation, cellular component: plasma membrane. The record is from RefSeq and is a predicted model, not a curated record. Gene Ontology annotation, molecular function: intracellularly calcium-gated chloride channel activity; volume-sensitive chloride channel activity. NCBI's taxonomy places the organism in Eukaryota, Metazoa, Chordata, Actinopteri, Osmeriformes, Osmeridae.